Messenger RNA from Paramuricea clavata, 1772 nucleotides. NCBI's taxonomy places the organism in Eukaryota, Metazoa, Cnidaria, Anthozoa, Malacalcyonacea, Plexauridae. The record is from the annotation of a GenBank genome assembly.
AUGCCUUUUGGUAUCAAGACGGCACCUGAGCAUUAUCAGAAGAAGAUGAACGAAAUUUUGGAAGGCCUGGAUGGUCAAGUAUGCAUAAUUGAUGACAUAUUGAUCCACGGGAAGACCCAGAAAGAACAUGACACUAGACUUAGAGCAGUGCUGAAGAAACUAGAUGAAUCUGGAGCUACACUUAAUCCAGAGAAAUGCGAGUUUUCAAAGAAAGAAGUCAAGUUUGCUGGUUGUAUCCUUAACGAAGAAGGAAUCAAGUCCGAUCCCGAUAAAAUAGAGUCGAUUUGAGACAUGGAUGCACCUCAGAAUGUGGGCGAUGUACGUAGAUUCCUUGGAAUGGUCAACCAACUUGGGAAGUUUAUUAACCACUUAGCAGAGAAACCGUAGCCAAUUAGAGACCUCCUUAGUAAAAACAAUCAGUUUCUAUGGGGACCAGCUCAACAAGAAGCCUUCGAUAAGUUGAAAGUCGAAUUAAGUUCUACACCAGUACUUGCGUAUUAUGAUCCUUCCAAGAAAACCAUUUUGUCAGAAGAUGCCUCUUCUUAUGGUCUUGGGGCUGUCCUAGACAAGAGAACGGUGAAAGACAGCCAAUUGCAUACGCAUCCAGAUCUAUGACUAGCACCGAGCAGCGCUACGCUCAGAUUGAAAAAGAAGUUUUGGCAACAACUUGGGCGUGCGAGAAAUUCAACGAUUAUAUUCUUGAGAAAGAUAUCCUCAUUGAGACAGACCACAAACCACUUGUUCCUUUAUUUGGCACAAAGCUUCUUGAUCAACUCCCUCCUAGAAUUCAGAGAUUUAAAAGGAGACUAAUGAAAUAUUCAUUCUACGUUAAUCAUAUACCAGGAAAGGAGUUAGUAACUGCUGAUACUCUUUCAAGAGCGCCAAUUAGAAAACCACCUACCAAAGUCGAUAAGCGGUUGACAGAAGAUUUGAGCUUGUAUGUGGCGAACAUUUUCGAAAGCCUACCAGCUAGCGAACGGAAACUUGAAGAAAUUCGACUUCUUCAACAAGAUGAUGAAGUGUGCAGAAAACUUUCAGAAUUUUUCACUGUAGGCUGGCCAGGUAGGACCAAGCUGAACUCAACUCUUCUUGCUUAUUGGCCAGAGAGAGGUAAUAUCACAGCGCAAAGAGUUAUUCUGAUGAAAGAUACAAGAUUAGUCAUCCCGUCUUCAUUACGACUGGAUACUCUGGAUAAAAUCCAUGCGGGUCAUCAAGGAAUUCGAAAGUGUCGAGAAAGAGCACGCGAGUCUGUGUGGUGGCCAGGGCUGAGUAAGCAGAUUGAAGAUAUGGUUACGACGUGCCCAACUUGUUGUAAGCAUCGACAAAACCACGCAGAGCCUAUGAUAGCGUCUCCACUCCCAGAACGACACUGGCAAAAGAUUGCCACAGAUCUUUUCCAUCAUAAUGGAAAAUACUAUGUCAUCGCUCUCGAUUAUUACUCCCGAUUCUUCGAAGUCGCUCCACUCAAGAAUACCACUUCAGAGAACGUCGUGAACCACUUGAAAUCGUUUUCCUGUCGUCAUGGUAUCCCAGAAAUUGUUAUGUCGGAUAAUGGGCCGCAAUUUUCUGCAGCUACCUUUUCCAAAUUUGCGGACGAAUGGGGUUUUACCCAUUUAACAAGCAAUCCCUAUUACCCUCAAAGUAAUGGAGAGGCAGAGAGGGCAGUAAAGACCGCAAAGAGUCUGUUUGCCAAAUCUGAAGAUCCAUAUUUGGCUCUACUGUCCUACAGAACAACACCACUACAGAACGGACACCUCCAGCAGAGUUACUGA